AUGGUGACAACCACUAUGAUCGCCGCCUCAACCAGCACUACCAGCGGAACCUCCGCACAUUCACGAUGCCACCUGCGACAUCCCAAAUUCUUGAAUUAUAAGGCCAUGAUCGAAACCUGCGCUCAGCCCCCCAGCGUGCUCACUUACGACAAUGAUUGCGAUUCUAAAACCAAUGCAACUGCUACUGCGACUUCUUACCCGACCACCACCACAGAUACCUCGACAUCGAUGAAGGUAAAGUCUACAUCGACUGCCACAGGCUUCUGCAUCCAGUUCUUCCACCUCUACCACUAA
Molecule: messenger RNA, 294 nt
Organism: Penicillium canariense
Lineage: Eukaryota; Fungi; Ascomycota; Eurotiomycetes; Eurotiales; Aspergillaceae
Exons: 3
Coding region: 1-294 (97 amino acids)
Source: RefSeq, a predicted model, not a curated record